CGCUCUUGUGGACACGGACGUGAGGUGGACUCCUUACACUACAGCCGACAUUUACGCCCGGGCACCGAGCGGUCUUUCGUCCUUAUGCCUGCGAGAUCACGAGUACUGGAUGACGAGGAAGCCGAUCCUUUACGACAUCCACGUCGAGGAGUACCACGUUCACCGGGUUAUGAGGCAGUUCGGUCUCUACCAGCAGACCCCGGUCCCGAUUGUGCACUCAGUGGAUGCCCACGUCCACAGGUGGACACGGCAGGGUCAGCCACCAGGCUCGCGGUGGGCCGACAAGGUCCGUCCUUACGUCGACUCUUGGGCCGCGGCCCUCGACGACGUCGUUUUCGAGGAUCGGCCGCACAGCGACGAGGCGUUCGCGGACUACCUACGGUGGUACCUGCCGAGGACGCGCACACGUGUCGUGCACGUUCCACCAGAGGCUCCGAUCGAGGCCGCAAGGGUGUCGGAGACGUACCCCAUAGUUCGAGAUCAGAACUUCGCCAUAGCGUACGAUGUCAUACGAGCGAUUGAGUCCGAGGCUUUGUCGAGUAUGGGCCAGUACCAUGACAUGACGCCCGCCCAGCACCAGAGCACACUGCAGAAGAUCGUCGAUAUGUGCAAGUGA
Messenger RNA from Panicum virgatum (switchgrass), 616 nucleotides. RefSeq lists its product as uncharacterized. The transcript has 3 exons. The record is from RefSeq and is a predicted model, not a curated record. NCBI's taxonomy places the organism in Eukaryota, Viridiplantae, Streptophyta, Magnoliopsida, Poales, Poaceae. The coding region runs from base 110 to 616 and encodes 168 amino acids.